Messenger RNA from Bipolaris zeicola 26-R-13, 2391 nucleotides. RefSeq lists its product as uncharacterized. Gene Ontology annotation, biological process: asparaginyl-tRNA aminoacylation; iron import into the mitochondrion. The transcript is spliced from 10 exons. Gene Ontology annotation, molecular function: asparagine-tRNA ligase activity; nucleic acid binding; ATP binding. Bases 1 to 2391 code for a protein of 796 amino acids. Gene Ontology annotation, cellular component: mitochondrial membrane. The record is from RefSeq and is a predicted model, not a curated record. NCBI's taxonomy places the organism in Eukaryota, Fungi, Ascomycota, Dothideomycetes, Pleosporales, Pleosporaceae.
AUGAGGUGCGUCCUGCGCCCGCUGACGACGCCUGUCCGCCCUCAGCACACGUCUCCAAAUCACAGCGCCGCGUCUCCCUGGCCGAGUGCAUGGCCGACAUGUCGUCCUCGCUGCACUUCAACGUUUCGCCCCAGCACCAUUGCUGAGCUGCUGAGGCCCUCUGCACACUCACCCUCUGCACGCCAGCCUCUCCCGGAUGGUGCCACCCUGACGGUCAACGGCUAUGUGCGCACUGUGCGCAAGCAGAAGCGAAUUGCCUUUGCCGCCAUUGGAGACGGCUCGACCUUGCGCACCGUCCAGGCCGUCCUCCCUCCCCAGCUAGCAGAAGGGCUCUCGACCGGCGUCGCAGUCACAGCCACCGGCAAAUGGACGCCUUCACCAGGCCAGGGGCAGUCUCAUGAGCUCCAGGUCACUGAUGUGCGCAUAUUGGGAGACAACGAUGCCACCACCUACCCAAUACAGAAAAAGUUCCAGACCGCAGAGUUUCUUCGCACUCUCCCGCAUCUGCGAAGUCGACUGCCGUUCAACUCGCUUAUCCUGCGGUUGAGGUCUCUAGUCACAGCUCAAGUAACAAACCACUUUGCGAAACACGACUUCGUCCAAUGUCAUCCGCCAAUCAUUACGUCUUCGGAUUGCGAGGGCGCAGGCGAGGUCUUCACUGUGGCGCCCGAAGCACCAUCUGCACAUGAUCAAAUCUCCGCCAACAAGGCUAAUCCCCAUCAAGACUUCUUUUUUGGUUCUCCAAAGUACCUGACAGUCUCGAGCCAGCUCCACCUUGAGGCUCUGGCUCAGUCAGUGAACAAGGUCUGGACUUUGUCCCCCACGUUCCGUGCCGAAAAGAGUGAUACGGCCCGUCAUCUUAGUGAGUUUUACAUGCUAGAAGCCGAAAUGGCCUUUGUCGACGAUUUCAAUGUUGUCAUGGACACGGUAGAGGACAUGUUGCGCUCCAUUGCUUCUGAGCUGCAAACCUCGGCUGUAGGCCAGGAGCUCCUUGAAGCGCGGGCGCGGGAUCAGGAACAAGAGAGCGCAUCUGUGUCGCAUGAUGCGCUCGCACAACGGUGGCAGGGGUUGAUAGCCGGGCCGUGGCCAAGGAUUACCUACAAAGCCGCCGUACAGCACCUCCAGGACGCUAUAUCUCAGGGCAAGGCCGAAUUUGAGUACGCGCCUGGCCAUGAAGACGGCCUCCAGACCGAACACGAACGUUUCCUGGCCGAAAGUAUAGGCAACGGCGGGCCCGUUUUCGUCACUGACUACCCACGUAACAUCAAGCCAUUCUACAUGGCGCCAUCGACGGGCGCAACAGCUGAUGGUGGCGCAGCAUCAACAGUCGCGUGCUUCGACUUACUUGUACCCGAGAUUUGUGAGCUUGUGGGGGGCUCGAUGCGCGAACACAGGCUGCCUGAUCUUGUCCAGUCCAUGGAGGCCCACGGCCUCCGACACACGACUGACGAGUCGACCGACGCAUCAGACGGUUCCCUACAGUGCUAUGAAGCACUCCCACCAAAUUUCUCCCUCACGGCAAACAUGCUCGCAGGCGCCUUUGCGGGUGUCGCCGAACACUCAGUCAUGUACCCGGUAGAUUUGCUCAAGACCAGAAUGCAAAUCGUCAACCCCUCGCCAAGCGCCAUGUAUAGUGGUAUUUCCAACGCCAUGGUCACCAUAUCCCGAGCCGAAGGGUUCUGGUCGUUAUGGAGAGGAUUGUCUAGUGUUGUAAUGGGCGCGGGCCCCGCGCAUGCUGUCUAUUUUGCAUCGUACGAGGCCACGAAGCAUGCUCUCGGCGGAAACGAAGGAGAGAGCCACGAACACCACCCCCUUGCAGCAGCUGCUAGCGGUGCCGCAGCCACCAUUUCCAGCGAUGCAUUGAUGAAUCCGUUUGACGUCAUAAAACAACGCAUGCAAAUGCACGGCUCGAUAUACAAGUCUGUCCCGCAAUGCGCCCGCGAGGUCCUCCGCACAGAGGGCAUUGGCGCAUUCUAUGUUUCCUACCCCACAACACUAUGCAUGACGGUUCCCUUCACAGCCCUGCAAUUCAUGGCAUACGAAUCUCUCUCCAAAGUCAUGAACCCUACCGGCCGAUACGAUCCCUAUACACAUUGCUUUGCGGGCGGUGUUGCAGGUGGAUUUGCAGCAGGCCUUACCACACCACUCGAUGUUAUCAAGACGCUAUUACAAACGCGAGGAAAUGCCAGGGAUGUAGAACUGAAGAACGUCUCGGGUCUGGUGCAAGCUGCAAAAAUCAUCCACCAAAGAGAAGGUUAUAGAGGAUAUUUCCGUGGCUUGAAGCCUCGAAUCAUCACCACGAUGCCCAGCACUGCCAUUUGCUGGUCUGCAUACGAGAUGGCAAAGGCCUUCUUUAUUCGGAGAAGUACGAACUCGUCCACGGCUAUAUAA